Molecule: messenger RNA, 956 nt
Organism: Carassius gibelio (silver crucian carp)
Lineage: Eukaryota; Metazoa; Chordata; Actinopteri; Cypriniformes; Cyprinidae
Gene: pi15b
Product: peptidase inhibitor 15b
Exons: 6
Coding region: 163-933 (256 amino acids)
Cellular component (GO): extracellular region
Source: RefSeq, a predicted model, not a curated record
UAGAAGAGCACCUUGCGUUUGCCUCCUGAUUCACAGCAGCAGCAGCUUAUAAAAGCCAGGGGCAGCAGUGUUCAGGAUGAGAGAGAGAGAGCUCCAUCAGGAUAACUGAGACUCACGGAGCUUCUGCCUCGGCGCACACGACGAUUAUUUACCAAAAGAGGGAUGAAGAGCAUCAACUUUUUUACCGACUUGGUUCUUCUAUUCAUAGCCAGUGAUGCGAGCGCUUGGAUUAUCAGAAAUGCGACUGAAACACUCACCUCAACCAAUAUCACUAUCAAUAAAUCGGAAAUGGGCAAUGACGGAUUAGCAUCUAUGCCCAAAGCAAGGCGAAAACGGUACAUUUCGCAAGAUGACAUGAUAGCUAUUCUGGACUAUCACAACAAGGUGCGAGCGAAUGUUUUCCCACCUGCAGCCAACAUGGAAUAUAUGCUUUGGAAUGAAGACCUAGCCAGGUCAGCAGAAGCUUGGGCAGCCACCUGUAUUUGGGAGCAUGGACCUCCUUACCUUCUCCGAUAUCUGGGUCAAAACCUCUCAGUGCGAACUGGCAAUUACUACUCCAUUCUUCAGCUGGUUCAGCCUUGGUAUGACGAGGUCAGAGAUUAUGUGUUUCCAUACCCACGCGACUGCAAUCCCCACUGCCCAAUGCGCUGUUAUGGACCCAUGUGCACACAUUACACACAAAUGGUGUGGGCGUCAUCCAACAGAGUUGGAUGUGCCAUCCAAACCUGUUACAAUAUGGUAGUAUGGGGCGUCGUGUGGAGGGAGGCAACAUACUUGGUCUGCAAUUAUUCUCCAAAGGGUAACUGGAUUGGUGAGGCACCUUACAGAGUCGGUGUGCCAUGCUCAGCCUGCCCUCCCAGCUACGGAGGUUCAUGCAGCAACAACAUGUGCUUUCCUGCCAUCAACUCAAACUUCAUGUACUGGUUUAAAUAAGCUAUCUGUUAUAUGUUUAAAGC